AUGUUUGCCUCACAUGAACCCAGUGAAAAAUCCGUCAGUUCUUUCUUCCAACUCUUCCCCAAGAAUUUUCCCAGUGGGGGCCCACCGCAAGAUUCGCUUAUAGUGAACCCCAAGCUGCUACGUAGAGAAUACCGAACACUUCAGAGCGAAAAUCAUCCAGACAUCCUGUUUGGUUCUACAGUAUUGAAUGCCGUUAAGAGCGAAGCUAGCAGUGAAGGUGAGGAUAGCGAGACUUCCUUUUCUUCUGUGAUUAACAGAGCCUAUUCCACAUUGAGAAAUCCAUAUCUGAAAAUUGCUCAUUUUAUUCAAUUGACUCACCCACAGAAAAUUGACAUAACGCAGGACGAUGUUUCCAAGGAAAUCAUAGCGAACUUCCAGAAAAGCUCACCGGAUUCAGCCAUGGAAUACAAGGAUAUGCUCAUGACCGUUCUCGAGGCUCAUGAAGCUCUCGAGUUAGCAGCUCUGGAGUCGGAAUUGGAUGAUUUGGCCAUAGAGAACGAUGCCAGAAUCAAGGAAUCCGAAGAAUUCCUUGAUUCUUUGAUCCAACAGCAUUCGCCCAUCCAGAAUUGGGAUCCAAUUAUCAUGGAAGCCAUCCGGUUGAAGUACUGGGUGAAUAUCCAUAAUGGCAUCAAGGACUGGGAGCCGGGAAAGCCUGUGCAUUUGACCCAUUAG
This is a messenger RNA of Scheffersomyces stipitis CBS 6054, 672 nucleotides long. RefSeq names its product J-type chaperone (gene JAC1). Gene Ontology annotation, cellular component: mitochondrion. The transcript has a single exon. Gene Ontology annotation, biological process: [2Fe-2S] cluster assembly; protein complex oligomerization. NCBI's taxonomy places the organism in Eukaryota, Fungi, Ascomycota, Pichiomycetes, Serinales, Debaryomycetaceae. Bases 1 to 672 code for a protein of 223 amino acids. Gene Ontology annotation, molecular function: protein-folding chaperone binding; ATPase activator activity. The record is from RefSeq and is a predicted model, not a curated record.